Penicillium soppii is the source of this 1125-nucleotide messenger RNA. RefSeq names its product putative endo-polygalacturonase. The record is from RefSeq and is a predicted model, not a curated record. Bases 1 to 1125 code for a protein of 374 amino acids. The transcript has 3 exons. NCBI's taxonomy places the organism in Eukaryota, Fungi, Ascomycota, Eurotiomycetes, Eurotiales, Aspergillaceae.
AUGUUCAAGAAUCAGCUACGGGUAUUUCUGUCGCAGCUUGCGCUCGACAAGGCAAUUUCGGCGGCCAACUCUUCCUGCUCCACGACACCCAUUUUUGUUCACCCUACUCUACCCGGACUUUCUAGCAGUGCCAAUUACACGAUAGAUGUCCGCUCAACAACUCAUUCCCACCACUACACGGUUGAGCCCUUCCAGGUUAGCGUGAUCGAGGCCAACACCACCAGUGGCAGCAGAAUCUCUCACAACACCUCUGUCAAUGGGAAGAGAAUCACUUUUUCCCUCGACGGCCCCAAGAACGUGGUCGUACAAGUCAAUGGCAACAUUUGGGAAGUGUUACAUCUGCUGGUCAAUCCGAUCGAAACCGACGUUCCUGAUCCGAACGAUGCAAAUGUAGUAUAUUUCAGCCCCGGGCUCAACAAUAAUACUGCCGCGACGAGCCUCACCAAUGGAGAGCUUUUGAUACGGUCCGGUGAGACUGUAUACAUCGCCCCUGGCGCAACCUUUAAAGUCCCCCUUGUCUUCCAGAACGUGUCGAACUCCGAGCUCUGUGGCCGCCAAAUACUCAGCACCGGAGCACUCCGCAUCACAAGCUCACCUAACAUUUUCAUUCGAGACGCCCCCAUGCUCAACGGCAACAUUGGUUCCCAUAUGUCUACAGACAUCACGCACCGCAACGAUCAUUAUGGCGACUCUAGUAACCUGACCAUUCAUAAUGCUAUCUGUGGGCCGAUUACGCUCAUCCCAUUCCGAUCGGCACGCACGGCAACACCGAUAACCCCGAGGUCAUGGAUGGUGUCAACAUACGCAAUAUUGAUGUCCUUGACGAGCGUGAGCCCCAAAUGUGGUACCAGGGGUGUCUGGGUCAUCAAUCCAGGAGAUAGCAAUCUCAUUCAAAAUAUUUACGUUGAUGGGAUGCGCGUUGAAAGUAUCCGGCUAGAUCAAUUGAUCAACAUGCGUGUGAUGAACAAUACCAAGUAUAAUACGUCGCCUGGGCGAGGAAUUCGCAAUGUAUAUAUCAAGGAUUUGUCGUAUGAGGGGCCAAAUGAGAAUCCUUCAAUGAUGCUGGGAUAUGACGAAGACCGAACUAUCUCCAAUGUUGCAUUCGAGAAUUUGGGUGUCAGAUAG